GCCGUGAGGCCGCCGUGUUUUGUCGUUUCCCCGCGCUGAGCAGGGCUCUCCCGUUGGCGCUGAGGAUCGGAGGGCCGGCGCCGAGCACAGUGGAAGAGAGGGAGAGAAACAUUUAUCAGUUGCCUCUCAUACGCGCCCAUACAGGGACCCAGCCUGCGACCCAGGUUUCCUAAAAGACAAAAAUGGGUGACUCAGUAAACCAAUUGCAGCCGCUUAAUGAGAAGCAGAUAGCCAAUUCAGAAGGUGGAUAUGUAUGGCAAGUCACGGAUAUGAAUCGCCUACACCGGUUUCUAUGUUUUGGUUCUGAAGGUGGGACUUACUAUAUCAAAGAACAGAAGUUGGGCCUUGAAAAUGCUGAAGCUUUAAUCAGAUUGAUUGAAGACGGCAGAGGGUGUGAAGUGAUACAGGAGAUCAAGUCAUUUAGUCAGGAAGGCAAAACCGUGAAGCAGGAGCCCAUGCUCUUUGCGCUGGCCAUUUGCUCCCAGUGUUCCGACUUGAGCACAAAGCAAGCCGCCUUUAAGGCUGUUGGUGAAGUCUGUCGCAUUCCUACGCAUCUCUUCACUUUCAUCCAGUUUAAGAAAGACCUGAAGGAAAGCAUGAAAUGUGGCAUGUGGGGUCGUGCCCUGCGGAAGGCUGUCGCAGACUGGUACAAUGGAAAGGGUGGGAUGGCCCUUGCUCUGGCUGUGACAAAAUACAAACAGAGAAACGGCUGGUCUCACAAAGAUCUGCUAAGACUGUCGCAUCUUAAACCCUCCAAUGAAGGUCUUGCUAUUGUGACCAAAUAUAUUACUAAGGGCUGGAAAGAGGUCCAGGAAUUGUAUAAAGACAAAGCACUUUCUGUAGAGACUGAAAAAUUAUUAAAGUAUCUGGAGGCUGUAGAGAAGGUGAAGCGCACGAAAGAUGAACUGGAAGUCAUCCACCUGAUAGAGGAGCACAGGUUGGUUAGGGAACACCUUCUGACAAGUCACUUAAAGUCCAAAGAGGUGUGGAAAGCUUUGUUACAAGAAAUGCCUCUUACUGCGCUACUAAGAAAUCUAGGAAAGAUGACUGCUAAUUCAGUGCUUGAGCCAGGAAAUUCAGAAGUAUCUUUAGUAUGUGAGAAGCUAUGUAAUGACAAACUGUUAAAAAAGGCUCGUAUACAUCCAUUUCAUAUUUUAGUUGCAUUAGAAACUUACAAAACAGGUCAUGGGCUCAGAGGAAAACUGAAGUGGCGCCCUGAUGAUGAAAUUUUGAAAGCUUUGGAUGCUGCCUUUUACAAAACAUUUAAGACAGUGGAGCCAACUGGGAAGCGUUUCUUGCUGGCUGUUGACGUCAGUGCUUCUAUGAAUCAGAGGGUUCUGGGGAGUGUCCUCAAUGCCAGCACUGUUGCUGCAGCGAUGUGCAUGGUUGUCACACGAACAGAAAAAGAUUCUCAUAUAGUUGCUUUUUCAAAUGAAAUGGUACCAUGUCCUGUAACUACAGAUAUGACUUUGCAACAGGUUUUAAUGGCUAUGAAUCAGAUGCCAGCAGGUGGGACUGAUUGCUCUCUUCCAAUGAUCUGGGCUCAGAAGACAAACACAGCUGCUGACGUGUUCAUUGUGUUCACUGACAACGAGACCUUUGUUGGGAAUGUCCACCCAGCUGUUGCUCUGAGGCAGUAUCGAAAGAAAAUGGAUAUUCCAGCUAAAUUGAUUGUUUGUGGAAUGACAUCAAAUGGUUUCACCAUUGCUGACCCAGAUGACAGAGGCAUGUUGGAUAUGUGUGGGUUUGACACUGGAGCUCUGGAUGUCAUUCGAAACUUCACACUAGAUAUCAUUUAACCAUAAGCACCAGCAUGAUUCAGGUGGCCCGUUGCCAUUGGUAAUCUCACUGCAGACAUGCAGCUACUUCCCAGCUCAUCUGAAUCCCGUGGAAGAUGUGAAAAUGAUGGCGUAGUAUGUGUAUAAUGGAAAGUUGACCUUACCAAAAAAAAAGAAAAAAGAAGGAAGGAAAAAAUAGAUAAGCCCAAAGUUCUUUCUGUCUGUUAAAUAGCAGCUGGGAAGUAGCUUCAGAAUACACUGCAGUUCCCUCUAAUAGAGAACUUCUUCUUGAUCAACACUGUAAACUGUCCAGCAGGUUAGCUUUGGUAAAUAAUCACAUUUGUAUUUAAAAGAAGAGCCAAAUUUGUAAGUAGUUCCAUAUCAUGUCACUUACUGAAAAGUACUUAAAAGUUUUCUUAAUGUUUUCACUGGGAGGGGACAGCUUUGAUCAUGUCCACAUUCUCUGAAGUGCACUGGACCACGUAACUGUGACAGCACAUCUGACUCCUCUGUACACUUUAUACCAAGGGGCUUAAACAGAAACCAAGCUGGUUCGUUAAAUUAUGAGUGGGUUUUCACAAAUUCCUUUAAGAGUUUUCUAAGAUCACAUAAAUAGCUUUCUUAUUCAGUGAAAAAUACUUUGUUUUUGUUCUAUUUACUCUUAUAAAAUUAUUACCAUUAACCAGAAACAUAACUGAAGUUCCUGGGAACGGGACUCCAAAGUGUAAGUCAGCCGAGGAAGUCUCUUGGGAUUGUUUCAUUUAUUUUGGUAUAUUUUACUGCUGUGACUUGAGGGUGUGACUUGACAGUAUCCUCCGAGUCAUGGCAACAUAGCCACACAGUCAUACUUUCUUUUUUUAUAUCCUUAGGUGAAAACAACAGAAAGUUGUUUUAACUCAUUCAUUCAUAAUCUGAAAGUAUGACAAAAUCUCCAUUAUAAUCUGAUUAGCUUUUUCCUUACUGUAAAAUAUUGCUCUGAUUUCUUUUAACUAUUUUUUUUAGCCCAAUUGUAAACAGAUUUUAGAUAUUUUCUAAUUGUAAACAUGUCAACGGCCUCUUUGUUAUUCAUUGUGGCAAGACAUUCUUUUUUGAUAGAGUAAAAAGUAAUAAUAAAGCUAGGUCUUUCAGGUUUGAAAGGCCCAUUUUGAGUAGUGUGUUACCACUAACCAGUCUGUAAGAAAGUAUUUUUUUCUACUUUGUGUGUAUUAAACUUCUUUUCAUUACGCUGAAGUGCAUUAUUUUCUUGAGCAGACACCCCUUCUUUGUGGGCAGGUUGAACCUGUUCAGAUACCAGUUCCUUUGCUUAUAUCAUGGUUGUCUAACUUACACAAAACUUUAAUGUUUAUGUAUUCUUUAAAUAGUAAUUGAGAAUUUAUGUAGGAUUUUAAUAAAUCCCUUAUCGCUUACAUAAAAAGGCAGACCAGUAAAUGUAAAUUGCAGUCUUAUGUGCUUGGUUAAACCAGAGGGUUUGUGUUUUGGGUUUAGGGGGAGUUUAGUUGUGUUAGAAUUUGUGUAGGUACUAUGUUCUUUUUCAUGAGAAACUUGGGCUCUGGGGGUAACAAGAAAAUGUUCCUUUUAGACUUAUUUGAUACAUUAAUGCUAGCUCUGAUAUGUAGGCUUCAAGGAAACAUAGCAACUUGUAAAUGUUAUGAUUUACCUGAGGCUUUUGGGUCAGCACAAUUAGUAGCAACCUUCUCCCAACCAAAAAAACAUUGUUUCAGAUGUCAUUUUGUAUUUAAUCCUCUAUCAGACACCGGGUUUUAACAUCUUAACUGUUGGUAUAAAGAAUCUAAUAGAAUUGGGUUACAGUUCUGGAACUCUAUGCAAAUCCAAGAUCUUCUUAAUUUAAAAAUCAUAAAAUAUUCUAACUUUGUAUUUCUAAUGGAAAUAAAAGUAUACUUCCUUCAGUUAUAUGCCCUUCCCAUAGUAUUUUUAGACAGAUAUAUUCAGGAAUAUUCAUUAUAUUCUUAAUACUAAAUCAGAGAAGUAAGGUUAGAUGUGACCUUUUUGAAGUAUUUAGGUUAGUUGAAUUAAAUGGAUGAGAAUAUAUAAUUUAAGAAGGAAGGAAGAAAACUAAAAGGUGCUGCAGAAGGUACUUUUAUUUUCAAAUUUUGGAAUUUUAGAGCUUAAACCUUUGAAAUGUAAAAGGUGAUUUUUUUUUUUUUCUUUUUAAAAUUUAAGUUAGGGAGAUAGGUUCUAAGAAGUGUGGCUUUGGAACACUAGAUCUAGAAAUUUUCAUCCCAAUAUUCAUAUCCCCACAAAAUGGGAAAACAUUGACUUACAAGAGUAGGAGUGAAAACAGAAUUAUUCAAGACAUAUUUUUUAGGUAUUAAGAAAUAAUGUAUAUACAUAAUUGCUGUAGGAGUAGAAAAAUAUAGAAACUGUAAACAUACUUUUGUAGUUCAUUGUAAUCCUCAAGCACAAUGUCUUAAUCUAUGUUGCUAUAUAAUACAGUCCUGUAGAAAAAUAAAAAACUUCUCAUUAUGAAUAAAAUAUACUCAAGUGAUAAAGAAGUUUUAUUUUCUGAGUUACUUUUAGGAUUAUUGUUACAUUAGUAUUUAGGGAAAUGUUGCUUUAAAAAAUCUUAAGAAAAAUUAGUAAAUUCCUAUUUCCUAGAAAAUAUGUAAAUAUUUUCAGGAUAUAGCUGUAAUUAGUAAAACAAAAAUUAAUCUUGAAAUUUCUACUCUUGUUAGUUGAAAUUCCUCGAAAAUUCCAUUAAUUAACACUCAUUAUUUAGUGUAGUUUAAGUAUUUUAUAGGUACGUUGUUGAGGAAGAUGUUAGCAAAUGGAAUUCAGUAUAAACCCUCUGGAAAUUUUUGGUUUUUCUAACCUACUUUGUGACUGUAGAGCCCAAUUUCACCACUAUGAUUCCGUUUUGUUAUUUUUACAGAGUAACAUCUGAUGAUUAGAUCAUAGGAAAAUCAUUUUUAAUAUCUGUAUAAAAGUUUAAAUUGGGAACAGGGCUUACAAUACAGAUUAGAACUUAAGAAUGUAUUUUGAAAGACAAAAUGUUUUAGGAAAAUAGACUCAAUAAUUUCUUAAAACACUUCUGAGAGGGAAAAAUGGAAGAAAAAAUUCCAUAGUAAAGGUAUUGACUAAGAAGUCACUAUUCCCUGAUCAAGAGAAAGAGGGGUAUAUUCCAAGUCCAACACACCCCCUGCCCCCCCACCAUGGACCUAGAAAAACAAACUCAAUAUUCUUAUCUAAAAAAAGGAGAUGCUAUCAACAAUCAUUUGCUUAAUCUUUUAAAUGAACAGGUAAAUUACAAACGACUGAAUACUAUUUUAUCAGGUGCUUUUUUUCCCCCCUCAUUUUGAGAUUUUACAAAAAAUAUAGAAUUACUUUGGAAAUAUAAGGCAAAAUUCCUGAAUAAAUUUGAGGCUCUCUGACAAGUGAGAAACAUCUUUAAAAGCACAGUGAAGCUACAUCUAAACCACAAAGGGAAAUCACUAUGAUCACUUAUUGGGUCAAAUUAAAAAUAAGGUCUUACAAGUACAAAUUUCUUAGUAAGUGAAAUGUUUAUAGUAAAUAAUCAAAAACACAGGUUUGGACCAAUAAUAUCCUCUUAGGAAAGUGUCUCAUAGCCUCAGUGUAAACAUGCACAAAGAAAAAUUAGGAAAAAGGAUAAGGUAAACUGAGAUUAGUUGCAUUUAACUGUAUGGAUUUACUAUUUCCCUAAUAUUAGCUAAUCUCUUAUUUGUUGGAAGACUACUUUUAUACUUCUAUUUUUCUUUUAAAAGUCCUGAUAUCUUUGUCUUCCGUUUUCCUUUUUUCUAGACUUGUUCUACCUCGGUACUAAAAUGAAAGGAAAGUUACCCAUAUUACGGUUUGCGGUGAAUUUUAUACAUUGCAUUUUGUUCCAUAUAGAUUUACAGUCAUUUUUUUUUUCCAAAUUGAUAAUGGGCAGGCCUUUUGGAACAAUAUAUUGAUACAGUCUUUCCCCAAAUUCAGUUAUGUUGUAUACCUUUUGUUAGGUAUUUGCAUAAAUUUUGUGGCCUUUAAGUAAGAUCAGUUAUUCAGCCUUUGUUUGCAAUUACAAACAGACAGACCCAAAGCACUCUUGAUCAUCACAUUUGCAAAACUGAAAGGCCACUGUCGGAAUGUUUGGUCUACUAAGUACUUCACUGAGCUUACACACAUAUGACGACUUGUGGCAUAAAAGGUCUUGUAAAUAACAUAUGUUCAACUUCAACAAUUUUGGGGAUGGGUCAAACCAUUUUAUUGAGGGUUGAAGGGCUAGGAGGAUGAGAUCCAAUGUGCUCAGCCUGUCUGGAAUCGCCCCAACUUCAUAGCUGCAGAAAACUUACCUUCACCAUUUUUUUAAUUGGUGAGCUUUUUAUUUGCUUAUUAAGUUAAUUGUUAAAAUAAUACUGUGGUAAUGUUUUUCAUGUAAAAAACUAAUAAUGGAGUGAAGCAUACUAUUUUAAUAAAAUUCUAAUAAAUAACAUUUCUAUAAACCCUGAAAAGACCAAAUUAUGUAGAAAUUGGUAGAAACAUAAACUAGAGGAAUUUUGUUUAAAAAUUGUAUUACUGAAGUUAAGGUGAUAAUUUUCAGUGAGAAUCAAUUUUGUAAAUACAGAAAAAUGAAAAUACACAAAAGCUAUUUGUGAACCUAAGAUUUUUCUUUGUUUCUGUUCACCAUGUAUCAUAUUAACCUUAUGAACACAUGAUAUUUAACUUUAAAAUAUAUUUAAAUUUCAGUACUUUCAGAAGUUAUUAGAAUCUGUGCUUGCACAAAAGAAAUAAUAAGUUAGCUGGUUUUGCUUAAUGAACCCUUGGAUUAUUAAUGGUGGUGACUGAGGUUAAAGGCUUACUAUUUCAUAGUAAUUGAAACUUCUGUUUCAAUAUACAUUUGAUAAAUAGUAGCCAAGAAAAAAGUUUUUAUUGCACUAUUCUAAAUAUGGACUAAUUGUAUGGUGUGACUAGACAUAACUCUUAAUAGUUCGAGUUAUAAUAUCUUCCUCUUAUUGCCAGCUCCUGAUAAUGAUGACAUUUUUCCAAAGGGAUGAAUAUGUAUCUCCAAAGGAACACACAUACACACCUGUUUUUUAAUUGGUUGGGGAAGAGGUGUUACCUAGUUCUAAAUGUGCACUGGCUUUGUAUAAAGGCUUUGAUUUUCCAUAACUGACCACUUGAGGAAUAUUUAAAUUUCACAGACCAAUGCCUGCAUAGAAUAAAAUUUAAGUAUGCAAGAGCCUUAAAGUGAAAAACAUGAUCUUUUUGACUGCCUUAAAA
Messenger RNA from Artibeus jamaicensis (Jamaican fruit-eating bat), 7013 nucleotides. RefSeq names its product Ro60, Y RNA binding protein (gene RO60). Gene Ontology annotation, molecular function: RNA binding. The transcript has 10 exons. Gene Ontology annotation, cellular component: ribonucleoprotein complex. Lineage: Eukaryota; Metazoa; Chordata; Mammalia; Chiroptera; Phyllostomidae. The record is from RefSeq and is a predicted model, not a curated record. The coding region runs from base 183 to 1799 and encodes 538 amino acids.